Molecule: messenger RNA, 3105 nt
Organism: Loxodonta africana (African savanna elephant)
Lineage: Eukaryota; Metazoa; Chordata; Mammalia; Proboscidea; Elephantidae
Gene: SAP30BP
Product: SAP30 binding protein
Exons: 11
Coding region: 711-1541 (276 amino acids)
Biological process (GO): regulation of DNA-templated transcription
Cellular component (GO): nucleus
Source: RefSeq, a predicted model, not a curated record
GUCUGCCCGGAAUGGUGCUAACAUAGAGGGUGGGAGGGGAAAAGACGGUCUUUGUGCCCCGGGUAUCGGGCCCCGGAUCCCCAAACCGCGGCUGGGGUCCUGAGCAGGACAAAGCGUUAGAGGCUCUAUAGUAAAAGUCUCUUUCUCGUUGUUAAGGAUAUUCUGCCGAAACUUAUUGAAACUCUUCUCUGUGCCGGGCAUCGUGUUGGGCGGAGGGGUGGACGAAGAGUGGGGGAGGAAUCCAGGGCUACUGAACCACUCCUUAUUCCCUCCGGGCUUGUUGUUUGAUGGGAGAAAGCCAUGAAGCGAGAUAAAAGUUGUGUCUUGUUAAAUUUGUAACUUUUAAGUGUGCCCCAGCCGCAUUUUGGAGUUUUUUUUUAAUGCACGCUUUUGGUUUUCCCUGCAGAGUCUUAAUUCUGUAGCUCUGGGACAGAGCCUGGGCAUUUGUGAUCCUUUGCUUUGUGAGUUCUUUAAAGCCCACCGGUGAUUUUGUUGCCCUGCCCAAACUGAGAAUCAGUGUUAGAGAAUGGAAGCAGACUUCUUUGGGAGCUAGAGAGCAAGUUGCCUAACAUGUCUGGGCCUUGGUUUCCUCAACUGAAAAGUGAAGACGGUUGAAAUAAGUUGUUGCCAGUUGCGGUGAACUCAUCCCUCGACUCAUGGCGACCUUAUGUAUAACAGAACUAAACUCUGCCCAGCCCUGACCCCUCUUCAUGAUCUUUGAGGAGAAAGGUGGAUUGGUAUCUGAAGCCUAUGGAGAAGAUGACUUUUCUCGCCUCGGGGGUGAUGAAGAUGGUUAUGAAGAAGAAGAUGAUGAAAACAGCAAACAGUCGGAAGAUGACGAUUCAGAGACUGAAAAACCUGAGGCUGAUGACCCAAAGGAUAACGCAGAGGUAGAAAAGCGAGAUCCCCAGGAAUUAGUUGCCUCAUUUUCUGAAAGAGUCCGGAACAUGUCACCUGAUGAAAUCAAGAUCCCGCCAGAACCCCCUGGCAGAUGUUCAAAUCACUUACAAGAUAAGAUCCAGAAACUGUAUGAGCGGAAGAUAAAGGAGGGAAUGGACAUGAACUACAUUAUCCAAAGGAAGAAGGAGUUUCGGAACCCCAGCAUCUAUGAGAAGCUGAUCCAGUUCUGUGCGAUUGACGAGCUUGGCACCAACUACCCAAAGGAUAUGUUUGACCCCCAUGGCUGGUCCGAGGACUCCUACUAUGAGGCAUUAGCCAAAGCCCAGAAGAUUGAAAUGGACAAAUUGGAAAAGGCCAAGAAGGAGCGAACCAAAAUUGAGUUUGUGACAGGCACCAAGAAAGGCACCACGACCAACGCCACAGCCACCACCACCACCACCGCCAGCACAGCCGUCGCAGAUGCCCAGAAGAGGAAGAGCAAGUGGGACUCAGCCAUCCCGGUGACGACAAUCGCCCAGCCCACCAUCCUCACCACCACUGCCACCCUGCCUGCCGUCGUCACAGUGACCACCAGCGCCAGUGGCUCCAAGACCACGGUGAUCUCUGCUGUGGGCACCAUUGUGAAGAAGGCCAAGCAGUGACCAGUGGGGCCACAGGGUCAGAGUGGACCUUCCCCUUCCCAUCGAGAGAAGGAGCUGUUCCAGGACUCAACAGGCUGUGUCGCCCGUAACUGGGGGGCGCCACUCUCUAUUCCAGACAUGGGGCCUGCUAACAACCGCCCUCCCCGAGAAGAGCCCCUAGCUGGCAUUCUAGCCAGAAGAAGGACAUUGUGCGGCCGAAGAGUGGGGCCUGUGGACAUGUGUAUACUGUUUGGGGUUUGCACCCUAUUAAACGUACUGUUUUUUUAGCACUUGGCCUCUCAGGUGCGCUGCCCCCCCCCGCCCCCACCACUGUCUGUUUCGAGACAGAUGUGCGAGCUGGGGUGCUCUGUGGUUUUGGUUGGGAUUGUUACCCCAGGGUUGAAAUGGGGUAACCAACACUUGUGACACUGCUCAGAGGAGCAGCCUGCAAAGUCACCCCAGUCAUUCACUGGCACUCAGUGUGACACCCUUUGGGGCACAGGUGAGAUUCCAGGGAGUGGGGUGAGAACACGUGUUCCUGCUCUCUGCUGCCUCAAUCCUGAAACCCAGCCUGUUCUCAGGCAAGAGCGGGGGCUUCUGCCUCCUGGGGCAAUGGAGCACCCCCAGACCACUUCUUGGACACACCCAGCCUUUUGAAGUCAAGCUAGUUACCAGAAGAGAUGGGGGAGAUGCUGACCUGUGCAUUGGUGCCCGGAAUGGGGUUGCCCAGCUCCUUGGCUCCAAGUGGUGGGGGACAUGAAUCACCUCCGCCCUGGCGGGGCUACAGCUUAUUGUUUACAUGAAGGCCGGCUCCUGGGAGAUCCUGCCACCCCACCCUUCCUCUACUUGUUAUCUCUGCCCCACAGCUGCCUGGCAGCUCCCACGGCUGCUGGGUUCCUCCGGGGGCCUAAGCUGCUUUUCCAGCUGUGGCCAGCCUGCCGCGUCCACAGGGGGCUCAUUUAUCUUCCGUGUUCUUUGGCAACUCUCCUUCCCACCAGCGGAAGGGCCGACUGUCAGAGGAGGAAGCCAAGCUGUGAAGAGCCGUGUUGUUUCCACGGGCGGGCAGGGGUAUGGAAAGGUGGGCCUGAAAUUGUGGCCGACCAGUCAUGCUGUUAUGUGGCCUGAUGAACUCUGCCCGCAGGUCCCAAGAAUAAAACUGGAGUCACUCUUGCCUCCCCCACUUCACACGUGCACGUAGUCGACACCAGAGGAGCUUAAUUCUCACCCUCCCUUCCAGUGGCAGGACUGUGCAGCCCUGGGAGACUAGCUGUUCGCUCAGCGCCAAGAGUCUCUGGGAAGGUUUCCUGCCCUCGGCCUCCAGCUGGGGCCUCUUGUUAGCCCAGAGGGCCUGUGGAGGUUUGCGGGGGAUGGUGUGGGGCAGGGGAAAUGGCAGUAAAUGGGGAGUCAGAGCCUCCGUCUGGAGUCCCAGUUUAAAGCAGGUGCUGUGGGCUUGGGCCCUUCACCUAUGUAAGCCCAUGGCCUUCUCUGUCAAAUCAAGGUAAUAAAGCUCUGGAAGGUGGUUAUGAGGAAUCGGUGAACUGAUUUAUGCAAAAACUUUAUAAAGCAUAUAAAACUUUACAAGCAA